Messenger RNA from Exophiala aquamarina CBS 119918, 1383 nucleotides. RefSeq lists its product as uncharacterized. The transcript has 4 exons. The record is from RefSeq and is a predicted model, not a curated record. NCBI's taxonomy places the organism in Eukaryota, Fungi, Ascomycota, Eurotiomycetes, Chaetothyriales, Herpotrichiellaceae. Gene Ontology annotation, cellular component: plasma membrane. Gene Ontology annotation, biological process: dipeptide transport; tripeptide transport; transmembrane transport. Bases 1 to 1383 code for a protein of 460 amino acids. Gene Ontology annotation, molecular function: dipeptide transmembrane transporter activity; allantoate transmembrane transporter activity.
AUGAAAGCAUUCGCCAAUGGCGAAGUCGUCGAAUUGGACGAGGAGACCAACAAGCGACUCCUGCGAAUCAUCGACUUCAGGAUGAUGCCACUGAUGUGCGUCGUGUACGGCUUGAACUACCUCGAUAAAACAACCUUGAGCUAUGCAUCCAUCAUGGGAAUCAAGAAGGAUAUCAAUCUGGUUGGAGACAACUACCAGUGGCUUGGGUCCAUGUUCUACUUUGGCUACCUUGCCUGGGAGUACCCGACCAACCGCUUGCUGCAAAGACUUCCACUGGCCAAGUAUUCGGCGUUUUGUAUUGUUUGCUGGGGGACUAUCCUCGCGCUGUUCGCGACGGUCAGCAAUUUUGGUGGCGCUGUUGCCAUUAGAUUCCUUCUGGGUGUCUUUGAGGCCGCAGUGACACCUGGAUUUGCACUGAUCACAUCACAAUGGUGGACGAAGAAGGAACAAGGUGCCCGAACAGGUAUCUGGUUUUCCUUCAACGGAUUUGGCCAGAUCUUCGGCGGUCUGGUAGCAUAUGGCAUUGCGGUCGGCGCCAGAAAACACGGCACAGCCAUCGCGCCCUGGAAAAUCGUCUUCCUGGUCAACGGCUGCUUGACGGCGGCUCUGGGCGUGGUGUUUUUCUUUGUCAUUCCUGACAAUCAACUGAAUGCAUGGUGGUUGAAGCCGCGCGAUCGCAUCCUCGCCGUCGAGAGAGUUCGUGUCAACCAGCAAGGUAUCGGUAACAAACAUUUCAAGUGGUAUCAGUUGAAAGAAGCGCUCUUGGAUCCUUUGACCUGGGCUUUUGGCUUUUACGCCCUGACGGCUGAUAUCCCCAAUGGCGGGAUUAGCAAUUUCUUCUCGCAGCUGAUCGUUUCAUUCGGCUACACGCCCGAGGAGUCCUUACUCUACGGGACUCCCGGCGGGGCCGUCGAAGUGGUGGCGUUGAUCUUCAGCGGCUGGCUAGGAGACAAGAUCGGGCAACGCCUGCUUGUAUCAAUGGGCGGUCUCGUCGUCGCCUUGCUCGGCAUGAUCCUCAUCGUGGCUCUGCCUCUGGACAACAACUCUGGCCGGCUCGCCGGCUACUACCUGACGCAGGCGUCCCCAACCCCUUUUGUGGCACUGCUGUCCCUGAUCGCCACUAACGUUGCGGGCUACACGAAGAAAACCACCGUCGCGGCGAUUUACUUGAUAUGCUACUGCAUCGGAAAUAUCAUAGGCCCACAGACAUUCCGCCCCAAGGACGCGCCUCGCUACAAGCCCGCCGAGAUCACCAUCAUCGUCUGCUGGGGGGUCUGUCUCAUCGAUCUGGCGUUCAUCUGGUGGUACUGCAAGCGCAUGAACGCGAAGAAGGCCAUCAUCCGAGCAGAGCCAGGGUACCAGAAGUUGGAGAAUCAAGAGUGA